Molecule: messenger RNA, 2767 nt
Organism: Vollenhovia emeryi
Lineage: Eukaryota; Metazoa; Arthropoda; Insecta; Hymenoptera; Formicidae
Gene: flr
Product: actin-interacting protein 1
Exons: 14
Coding region: 207-2018 (603 amino acids)
Biological process (GO): positive regulation of actin filament depolymerization; actin filament depolymerization; sarcomere organization
Cellular component (GO): cortical actin cytoskeleton
Molecular function (GO): actin filament binding
Source: RefSeq, a predicted model, not a curated record
AGUAUCGCGCGCGCGAGUGUGGGUGCGUGCGCGCGCGUGUUUGUUUGCGCGUGAGGGAGGUGACUGCUGUCGCGACUGUCGCGAGGCGCUAUCACACGUAGGCCUGCCGUGGACGUCGCAUCCUCGCGUCGCACACCCGGAUCCCCUCGCACGGCUGCGUUUAGAUAUCGUUGGGCGCGCAGAGGCACAGGGUGCACACCGGCGAGAUGUCGUACGAAACGAAAUAUAUAUUUGCUACACUGCCGAGGACCCAAAGGGGACAACCUCUUGUACUAGGUGGCGACCCUAAAGGAAAAAACUUUUUAUACACCAAUGGUAACAGUGUUAUCAUUAGAAAUAUUGACAAUCCAGCAAUCGCGGACAUUUAUACGGAACAUUCUUGCCCUGUGAACGUUGCCAAAUAUUCUCCUAGCGGUUUUUACAUAGCUUCGGGAGAUCAGUCGGGUAAAGUGCGUAUUUGGGAUACAGUUAACAAGGAGCAUAUAUUAAAAAAUGAAUUUCAACCUAUUGGCGGACCCAUCAAAGACAUCGCUUGGUCAGCGGAUAGUCAGCGCAUGGUUGUGGUCGGAGAAGGAAGAGAAAGAUUCGGGCAUGUCUUUAUGGCAGAAACAGGGACGUCGGUGGGCGAGAUCUCUGGUCAGAGUAAAUCUAUCAACUCGUGCGACUUUAGGUCGGCUAGACCGUUUAGAUUAAUAACUGGAAGCGAGGAUAAUACUAUCGGCGUAUUCGAAGGCCCUCCAUUCAAAUUUAAGAUGACGAAGCAGGAGCAUACGCGUUUCGUUCAAGCCGUACGUUAUUCGCCUGACGGAAAUCUAUUUGCUUCCGGUGGAUUCGACGGGAAAGUAUUUAUAUAUGACGGAACAACCUCCGAUUUUGUUGGGGAAGUGGGAUCCCCCGCACACCAAGGUGGAGUCUACGGAGUCGCAUGGAAGCCCGAUGGUAAACAAUUAUUAACUGCCUCCGGAGAUAAAACUUGUAAACUGUGGGAUGUAGAAACACGUUCUUUAAUUACCGAGUUCAAUAUGGGAACGACGGUCGACGAUCAACAAGUGAGCUGUCUAUGGCAGGGAAACCAUUUAUUGUCCGUGUCACUUAGCGGCUUCAUCAACUAUCUUGAUGUCGACAAUCCUCAGAAGCCUAUAAAGAUAAUAAAGGGUCAUAACAAACCAAUAACGGUGCUAACACUAAGUCCUGAUAGAAGUACGAUUUAUACCGGCUCUCACGACGGCUAUAUUACCAAUUGGAAUGCGGAGACAGGGGAGAAUGAUCGUGUACAAGGGCACGGUCACGGUAAUCAAAUUAACGGGAUGAAGGCCACGGGUAACUUGCUCUAUACGGCCGGCAUCGACGACACUUUAAGGUCAGUCGAUAUCGCGACGAAUGCAUACGCGGAGACCGCUGUGACAAAAUUGGAUUCGCAACCACGAGGUCUGGAUAUAUAUAACGAUAUAGCUGUGGUUGCUUCAGUUCGACAGAUUGCGGUUACACAAGAUGGUAAAAAGCUGUCGAGUUUAUCAAUUAAUUACGAGCCAUCGUGCGUGUCAAUUAAUCAAGAAACCGGAGACGUAGCUGUUGGAUCCACAUCUGAUAAUAAAGUUUAUAUCUACGAGUUGGCGGAUACUACAUUAACUCAAAAGACUGAACUAGAACACCUGGGCCCAGUUACGGAUGCCUCGUAUAGUCCCGAUAAUAAAUAUCUAGUUGCCUGUGAUGCAAAUAGAAAAGUCAUACUGUAUGCCGUACCAGAAUACAAGAGGCUUGCACACAACAGAGAAUGGGGCUUCCACAAUGCAAGAGUAAAUUCUGUCGCAUGGUCUCCUAACUCUGACAUGGUUGCGAGUGGUAGUCUUGACACCACCAUCAUCAUCUGGAGCGUGACAAAUCCAGCAAAGCAUACCAUCAUCAAAAAUGCUCAUCCUCAGAGUCAAAUAACACGCUUGGUCUGGCUGGAUGAGGAAACUUUAAUCUCCGUCGGACAGGACUGCAAUACUAAAAUAUGGCGUAUAGAAAAGAUAUAAUUAACUUUUGGAAGAAUUUAUUGCCACUUCUAAGGAAACUCAAUUUUGGAGGCAUUUUAUUUAUUUCGUAGUCUACGAAUAUUGUAUAUUAUUUUUUAAUACAAUUCUUGAUAUAUGAUAUUAAAAAAUUAUAUUGCAAUCUCUCUUGCACCUUUUUUAUCGACUUUAUUAGUAGAAUAAUUCACAUCCCAUAUAACCAAGACCGCAGGCUCUCGCGCCGCGGCUUUAUUUUCGCAUAUAUGUAGAGAUAUUGCAUUUGCACUAAGAAUCACACGACUUAUCUAACUUGUCUUUAUUAAAACGAUGUAACAAUAACAAGAAAGCGAUAACAAUUCGAACACUAAAAGUCUUCAGGAACAUGAUCACACUUUGUACACUUAUCGAGGAUGUUAUUAUGAUUUGUCUUACCAUUAAUCAGUCCGGAGUGCUGCUUUUACAAAUUCAACUAUGUUCGCAAUCCACACCAUUCAUUGGUGGGCGUGUUCAUUCUAUGAACUUUGUUGCUAAAUUAUUCUCUAAUUCAACAUACCUAGAACAACGCUCUAUUAUUUUCAAUACAUUUAAUAAAAUAUUUUGUUUUAAUCUCUUUCCUUCUCUUUCCUCAAUUUAAAUUUGAACUUUUAAUAGAAAGAUUCAGUGUAAGAGAGAGGUAUCCUAGCGAGGGUUAAAGUGUCUAUAUAGAGUAACACAGUAGAGUGACUUUACCAUCACAGUAUUGACGGCUUUGACGUACUAUACCGCGGACGUUU